Aspergillus alliaceus is the source of this 3240-nucleotide messenger RNA. RefSeq names its product putative phospholipase D (PLD) (gene pld2). Gene Ontology annotation, molecular function: catalytic activity. The coding region runs from base 87 to 3143 and encodes 1018 amino acids. The record is from RefSeq and is a predicted model, not a curated record. Lineage: Eukaryota; Fungi; Ascomycota; Eurotiomycetes; Eurotiales; Aspergillaceae. Gene Ontology annotation, biological process: cell motility. The transcript has 5 exons.
GCUAGAUAUAUGGAUCGGAAUAUUAGGGAUCAGUAUCUUCCAAUCAAUUCGAAUACUGCGCCAACUAUCCCACUACCAAUGAGAGGAUGGUGAUUGAAGCCCCAUUCAGCUGGUUUCGGAAUGGCGGGGCAAGCAGCGGCGUGACUAAAUUAAAUACGAGCUCUCUGCAGGAUUUUUAUUGCUGCUCCUGCUGUGCAGCGUUGAUCAAUCCGUCUAGUUCCAUACCACCCGUGUCGCAGAGAGAUAUGGCUAACCGAGAGGACCCGCUGGCCUACGGCCGCUAUUAUCCCCAAGGCUCGACUCGUGGCGGUGAAGGUGAAAGCACAAGAGGCUUCGUUGGAGAUACUUUCAAGAAGCUCAAGGAAACCUACAAAUCCAACCACGCCCAGCAGGGAGCACCCAACAAGCCUCAGCAGUCUCAAGGCUACCAAUCUCAACCCCAGGGCUAUAAUCAAGGCAACCAAGGAGCUUACGGGGUAAGCUGGUCACGUUAUCAAUCUAUUAAUUGUACCCAGAUGCUAACUUCACACCAUGGCCAGAGCUACACUGAGCAAAGCUCAUCGCAGAAUUACACAUACGGGCGUCCUCCUCAGCCUCAAUAUCAAGAUCCACAACACCCGACCAAGCCGCAGAAAGAGGACAAGUUUUCAGGGCUGCUUGGUAAGAUCCAGGGUGCGGUUGCGGAUAUCGGAUCCGACUUCGGUCAACGUAUAGGAACUGCGCUCGACCCGCAAGCAUAUGCCGAAUAUGGUCAUGCUAAACCACAGUCACAACACCGAUUCGGCAGUUUCGCUCCGGACCGACAGGGCAACGAAGUCAAAUGGUAUGUGGACGGGUGUUCCUACUUCUACGCCGUUUCCAAGGCGUUAGAGAGCGCCAGGGAGUCGAUCUGGAUCUUGGAUUGGUGGCUAUCGCCCGAGCUCUACUUGAGAAGACCCCCGACAAAGAAUGAGCAGUACCGACUGGAUCGGAUGCUGCAGUCAGCAGCGCAGCGCGGUGUGAAGGUCAACAUAAUUGUGUACAAGGAAGUCACGCAGGCAUUGACUCUCUCCUCUCACCACACCAAACACUGCCUUGAAGAUCUUCACCCAAAUAUCGCCGUGUUCCGCCAUCCUGACCAUCUGCCGGAUCGCCAGGAGCUGGCUGACUCGAUCUCGACACAUCUCCAGAACCUGUCAUUAGAUGCGAAAAGCCUCGUUCAGAUGUCAGGAGAUGCCAUUAAAGGGAUAUAUGGAGUGCACGACGAUGUUGUUCUCUAUUGGGCACACCAUGAGAAACUUUGCAUUGUCGAUGGCAGGACUGCCUUUAUGGGAGGUCUUGAUAUGUGUUUCGGUCGUUGGGAUACUAACCAACACGCACUGGCUGACGUCCACCCUGAAGACGUGAACGAGAGCGUGUUCCCAGGGCAAGAUUACAACAACGCUAGGGUGCUCGACUUCCAAGAUGUGUCACACUGGGAGAAGAAUCAGCUCGACCGAAAGACAGCCUCACGCAUGGGUUGGUCUGAUAUCUCCGUAAGUUUACACGGUCAUGUUGUAGAAGACCUGCGACGACACUUUAUCGAGCGUUGGAACUUCAUCUAUGAUACGAAGUACGAAUCGCGUAAGGAUGCGAGAUACUCGAAGCUUGCAUUGUACGGCCGACCGAGCUCGUCCUCUCACCGUCCACAACAGCCUGGUACUCCCCAGAAACCAGCUACGUCGCCCGGACCAACCUCGGGUAACCAGGGACCACCUAGCUACCAGCUACCGGCUGCGUCUCCCCGGCCUAGCUCUAGCAGCCAGGGAACACCCAACUGGCAGCAACCCCCAGCAUCUCCACAGCCGGGUCAGUCGGCCAAUUCUCCGGCGCCAGCAGCGGGUAACCAACCCUACCAACCAUCAGCGACUGCGCCGCAGCCUGGUCUUUCGAACUAUUUCACGUCCCCACCGGCGAGUAACCAAGCUCCUGCUAGUCAGCAACAACCUGCUUCUGGCUAUCCGCAAUCGACAGGAACCACCCAGAACUACACUUACACUGGGCAAUCUUUCCCACCACCCCCUCCUGGGCCACCACCCUCUCAGAGCCCUAUACCAUCUCAGGCGCAAGGUCAAGGUCAAGCGCUAUACUUCCCACCUCCCCCAGGACAAGAGUCAUCGCACUCCCAGACACGCGGUAUUGAUGAUUAUCAUGAAGGCACGCGUGGGCAACAUGGUGAUACGGAGAGAGGGCUCAUACCUCGUCGAUUCCGAGACGAAAUCACUCAAUACGGAAAUGUUCUUCGCGGCCAAUUGGCUGGCCAAGUUCAUCAAUACCAGGAUCGUUUAACCACCUUCGGGCAUCCGUCUCAGCAGGCGCGCGGCAAUAUGUGCUGUCAGAUUGUCCGUAGUUGUUCCAAAUGGAGCAAUGGAACACCAACCGAGCAUUCGAUUGCCGAUGCUUAUUCCGCGAUCAUCCGGAACAGCGAACACUUCGUGUACAUUGAGAACCAGUUCUUUAUUACAGCCACCGGUGAUGCUCAGAAGCCGGUCAAGAACCAGAUUGGUGCUGCAAUCGUUGAGCGUAUUCUGCGAGCUGCACGUGCCGGACAAAAGUACAAGAUUAUCGUUGUGAUUCCCUCUGUGCCCUGUUUUGCUGGUGAUCUGGCCGAUGACUCUUCUCUCGGUACCCGGGCAAUUAUGGAGUUCCAGUAUAACUGUAUCAACCGCGGAGGGAGCAGUAUUAUGGAGCUGAUUGCUAAGGAGGGCUAUAAUCCUAUGGAUUAUAUCCGGUUCUACAACCUCCGUAACUACGACCGCAUCAAUCUCAGCGGCCCGCUUGUGGAAGCUGAACAAAGAAGCGGGGUUAGUUAUGAAGAUGCUCGCAAGCAGCAUGACGUGAAUGUUGUUGGACAGGGUGGCUAUGGCCCAGGAGCCCCCUCUCCCCGAAGCGCGUUUGAUACUACGGCUCCUUUCCAGCAGUAUCAGCAAGGUGCUCGCCAGGUCCCUGGCUCCAAGACCGGAUCUGGUCGAUGGGACAGUGUAAGCUCUUGCUACAUGCUUAACGGAGAGGAUAUCCGUAACGUCCCUUGGGACGGUCCCCCUGAGGCCGAAAUUGACGCGUUUGUGACCGAGGAACUUUACGUUCACUCCAAGGUAUGUUUGUUCUGUUUUCUCCGAGUUUGAUUCAUGCACUAACGAUGUGUCCACAGGUCAUGAUUGCUGACGACCGCGUGGUCGUCUGCGGGUCUGCCAACUUGAAUGACCGGUCUCAGCUAGGUGA